Molecule: messenger RNA, 183 nt
Organism: Cetraspora pellucida
Lineage: Eukaryota; Fungi; Glomeromycota; Glomeromycetes; Diversisporales; Gigasporaceae
Source: the annotation of a GenBank genome assembly
AAGAUGAAUGUUGUUGUUGAUAAAUUGAAAGUAGGCAUUGUCAAUGAGAUGAAGGUAAGCAUGAGUGUUGUUGAUGAGAUAAAGGUAAGCAUGAGUGUUGUUAAUGAAGAUGAAGUGGCAUUUGUUAAUAUUAAAGAUUUGAUACUAGUUGCAGAUAUUGAAGAUUCAAUACUAUUAUUUUGA